Dimorphilus gyrociliatus is the source of this 3000-nucleotide messenger RNA. The record is from the annotation of a GenBank genome assembly. Lineage: Eukaryota; Metazoa; Annelida; Polychaeta; Dinophilidae.
AUUGAUAAUGAAGUACACUUCGUUCCGAUAACUUGAAAUGUUCUAAUGAUAAUAAUGUCCACUAAAAUAAUAUUUCUGUUUAUUUGGUUUAUUUCAAAGGGAACUUGUGACCUUUCUCAACUGUUAAAUUUGGAAUUUGCAAAUUCUGGUAUAUCGAAAGCAGGAGAUGUUUAUCAAUGGAAACAAUUACCAUGCUCGUAUCUUGAAUCACAGAAUGUAACAACUAUUCAACAGAAUUGGGCCAACUAUAAAAAGUUCAAUUAUUUAUUUCAAGAAAAAAAUGGUGAAUUGAUUCCUCCACCAAGUGGGAUAAGAAGUUCAGUGCCUUUAGGAGGAAUUUCAACUGGUGUCAUAGAAUUAAGAGCUGAUGGAACUUUUCACGAGUGGACAAUUGUAAAUCAGAGUCCGGCUGGAGCGGGAAAAUUUCAAGUCUUUGAUGAUGCUUUUUUCGCCAUCAGAGAAACAAUCAGCAAUAACAUAAAACUGAAAUCGAUUAACGGUGUUAAUGAAAUGAAAAGACCUAGUAGUAGAGCUUUUUCCAUCCGAACAGGCCCUCCAGAAGGUAUUCCAGGAGUUCAAGCAAUUGAAUACGGUGGUGAAUUUCCAGUAAGUCGUUUGAAAAUUCAAGACACACGCUUAAGUGUUAAUACAGAAUUAUUGGCCUAUUCUUCUUAUUUUGUGAAUGAUAUGGAGUCUUCAGCAAAACCAGCUAUUAGUUUUACAUUUAACUUAGAAAAUCCAACAAGCAAUAGUAUUUCUAUUGACUUACUCCUGAACAUGCCAAUUGACAUUGAAAAAGGUUAUGAAAGAACCAGCUCCCAAAAUGGUCAAGGAGGCCCUCCUGUUACAGCUAAACCAGUUAGAAUAAUAACUAAUUUAUCAGAUGAUGUUAGCUGCUCUGAUGAAUGUCAAAGAAGCAAUGAUUGCUCAACAUGGACCUUUUAUAAAAGUACAAAACAGUGUAAGAUCUAUAACACGGUAAAUUUAAAUACAUUCAACGAGGAUGCCAGUUCUGGUUUAAAAGGUUCUUGGCAAAUCGAUUCUGUUGACCAAAAUAUGGACUGCGUAAGUUUGGUUAGGCCUGGAAAUAUGGGACCAAAUGGAAAUUUUUCCUUAUGUGGAGUAAAAGAUACAGGAGUACAAUUUUCUUAUGGAAGUUUCAGACAUCUACAACAUCUCUGGGAAAUGUUCGAGAGAGACGGUAGCUUUUCUAGAUCAGAUAUCCAACACUCACAUGGAGCUAUCAUGAUGAAUACUCUAUUAAAACCUGGUGAGAAGAAGCUGGUAACUUUUAUUAUAUCUUGGUAUUACCCCCAUCGAGAUUUUGUAAAUAAAAUUUAUGGAAACUAUUAUCAGAAUCUCUUCAGUGAUUCACUUCAUGUAGCUAAGGAAAUGAGAGAUAGUUUACCUUCUUUAGCUGCUAGUAUUUCCGGUAUUCACAAAACAUUCUUAGAUUCAACUUUACCUAGCUGGUUAUCAGACUUGUUUGUCAAUAGUCUGAGUCAUAUCCGUACUGCCAUUUGGUUUAAAGAUGGCAGAUGGAGACAAUGGGAAGCAACUGAUUGCGUUAAUAUUGACUCUGUGCAUAAUGACGGAGAGAGACAUAUUCCUUAUAUUACGAUGUAUCCUGAAUCUACAAAAAAUAAGAUACGAGCGUGGGCAAAAUCUCAACAAGCCAAUGGAAUGAUCCCUGAGCAACUUCGCUGCAAUGCUGGAGGUCCAACUUCUGAGAUCGAUACACCUUGUGGCAGAAAAAUGUCUGAUGUUUCUUCUAUGCUCAUGGUUUACAUUCUGGAAAUGUAUCAAUGGGGUGGUGACGUCGACUUGUUAAAAGAAAUGUACCCAGUGAUCAUAAAGGCUGCCGACUGGCAUAUUAAUACGACAGGCUCCUAUGGCAUACCCAUUAACCUACAAAACACAUACGAUAUUCUUGCUUUGAAUGCUUACACAUUUUCAGCUUAUAAUUCCGCUUUUCAUCUUCUAGCUAUGAAAGUUGCUGAACAUUUAGCUAGAGCAAUGUCUGAUACACCUAGAGCGUUAAAGUAUAAACAAGCUUAUGAAAAGGGUGUUGUAGGAAUGGAUAAGUACUUGUGGAAUUCUACAAUGAAUUAUUACAACUCAUAUGGGUCCAUAUCUUCUUCUGGUGAAUUGCACACAGUCGGUGCUCUUAUGACAGAUACUUUUUACGCUCAAGUUUUAGCUUUCUCUUUAGGACUCGGCCCUCUCGUUGAUGAGAAAAAGUUGAAUACUCAUAUGGAUGCGGAGUUAAGAUAUAAUGACUCUCCGUAUGGGAUGCUUGUACAAACACGAAGAUACAAAUAUCCGGGCCCUCCUCAAGAUAACGCUGUUUGGAUGAUGGGUAACCCAAAUUGGGCAACUAUUAAGAUUCAUCUUAAAGCCAAUCCGCAGGAGGCGCUACUUGUCGCAAAAAAAUCACUUGACAGAUGGCGUUCAGUACUCAACGAUCAAUGGAACGUGGCAGGGAUCAUGGGUGGCUUGGGAUAUGGAGCUGAAGGCCAACCUUAUAUUACUUCGCAUUAUGGUUAUUUCAUGUCAUCGUGGCAUCUCAUAUUUGCAUUAUCUAGACAACAGACAGACCUAACCCCAUCUAAAUCUUUUCUGCGUUUUGAUCCGUCUGUCAAUUCACCGUACACACUUCCGUUUCUACUACCGGGUAGCAUUGGAACAGUAAGCCGCGACGGAUCUAGAAUUACUCUAACUCUACUUUCUGGAAAAAACUUGGAUGUUGCAGAAGUUGAAGUUUCCGGUAGUCGAUUCCCAUUUAGGGUCUCUUUAAAAGCGGGAGGCUCAAUCUUUUGGAAAGUCUGAGAUUUCUAAAGGAGAAUAAAAAUAUUUACAACUCUGUUUUACUUAAUAGAAAUCCAGCAAAUAUAAAUCUUAACUAAAUAGCUUAUUGAAUAAAUAUACAUUUUUUUUAAAUAUAUAAUCACCAUCAAGCGUUUCUAGAAAUAAAAAACUCUUAUAGAGAGCGCCACACGC